Molecule: messenger RNA, 735 nt
Organism: Phytophthora infestans T30-4
Lineage: Eukaryota; Oomycota; Peronosporomycetes; Peronosporales; Peronosporaceae
Exons: 5
Coding region: 1-735 (244 amino acids)
Source: RefSeq, a predicted model, not a curated record
AUGAACGCACUCGAGUAUUUCGACCAUCUCGAAGUGGAAGAGACGUCAUUAGAGCUCGGUAUUGAUGAUGUGGAGCAAUACCUUCUCGCGAAGGCAAGACUAGAGGUCCCCCGGGUGGCUGAGCGUCUGAUGGCGCGUAUAUUCGGCCCUGUACAACACGGCAUCGUGUCGCUGGUCACCGGAUUAUUCUUGUGUAGUCAUGUGGCGUCCAGAGUUCAGAUUCUCCGCGCAAUUGUUAAGACUUCUGAGAGUCCUGGCGAGCUAGAACAAGCCUCCGAGAAUCGGUGCAGUGUUUAUCACAACUUGGCGCAGCAGACUACCGUUCAACUGGUGCAGAAAAUAUUAGGUAUUAUGACCGAUUCAAUCUCUGGUGCAUCCCGAUCUUCAACUGGUAGUGAGAUUCCAUCAGAAUCGGCUCUCAGCACAAUGAAAAAUAAUGAGUUGCAACAACUGUGUCGUGAUCAAGGACUCACAGUGUCAGGAAACAAACGUGAGCUUAUCGGCCGUCUUUUGAACGGGGAAAGUGACACAAAUUCGAAAAAGAACACGAUUAAAUCUCCCGCUGCAGCGCUACUUAGCGCUUGGUUCUUAGCUCCAAUAUCGUCUACGGACAUGAAAGUUGAUCUAAGAACGAGGAAAACAUUUGCUCACGUGUACCAAGGUUUCUUGAAGCACACUCAAACUUUCGCAUUCUUCACACAAAGUCUUAUGGUCUCCUUUGUUGUCGGUACUUGA